Molecule: messenger RNA, 2004 nt
Organism: Molossus molossus (Pallas's mastiff bat)
Lineage: Eukaryota; Metazoa; Chordata; Mammalia; Chiroptera; Molossidae
Gene: AQP4
Product: aquaporin 4
Exons: 5
Coding region: 68-973 (301 amino acids)
Biological process (GO): transmembrane transport
Cellular component (GO): plasma membrane; basolateral plasma membrane
Molecular function (GO): water channel activity
Source: RefSeq, a predicted model, not a curated record
CGAGCCCUGGGGCGAGCACUUCUAAGACCACAGUAAGUGUGGACCUUUGUGUAGAAGAGAGAAUAUCAUGGUGGCCUUCAAAGGGGUCUGGACGCAAGCUUUCUGGAAGGCAGUCACAGCAGAAUUUCUGGCUAUGCUUAUUUUUGUUCUCCUCAGCCUGGGAUCCACCAUCAACUGGGGUGGAACGGAAAAGCCCUUACCUGUCGACAUGGUCCUCAUCUCCCUUUGCUUUGGACUCAGCAUUGCGACUAUGGUGCAAUGCUUCGGACACAUCAGUGGGGGCCACAUCAACCCUGCUGUGACAGUGGCCAUGGUGUGCACCAGGAAGAUUAGCAUUGCCAAGUCUGUCUUCUACAUCACAGCCCAGUGCCUGGGUGCCAUCAUCGGAGCUGGGAUUCUCUACCUCGUCACACCUCCUAGUGUGGUGGGGGGCUUGGGGGUCACCACGGUUCAUGGAAAUCUCACUGCUGGUCAUGGUCUCCUGGUGGAGUUGAUAAUUACAUUUCAGUUGGUGUUUACUAUUUUUGCCAGCUGUGAUUCCAAACGAACUGAUGUCACUGGUUCAAUAGCUUUAGCAAUUGGAUUUUCUGUUGCAAUUGGACAUUUAUUUGCAAUCAAUUACACUGGUGCCAGCAUGAACCCCGCCCGAUCCUUCGGACCUGCAGUUAUCACGGGAAAUUGGGAAAACCAUUGGAUAUAUUGGGUUGGACCAAUCAUAGGAGCUGUCCUUGCUGGUGGCCUUUACGAGUAUGUCUUCUGUCCAGAUGUGGAACUCAAACGUCGUUUUAAAGAAGCCUUCAGCAAAGCUGCUCAGCAGACCAAAGGCAGCUACAUGGAGGUGGAGGACAACAGGAGUCAGGUAGAGACCGAGGACUUGAUCCUGAAACCUGGAGUGGUACACGUGAUUGACAUUGACCGGGGUGAGGAGAAGAAGGGGAAAGACCCCUCAGGAGAAGUGUUGUCUUCGGUAUGACUAGAAGAUAGCACUGAAAGCAGACAAGAACCCUUAGAACUGUCCUCAGAUUUCCUUCCACCUAUUAAGGAAACAGAUUUGUUAUAAAUUAGACAUGUGCAGGUUUGUUGUUUCAUGUCAUAUUACUCAGUCUAGAUAAUAAGUAUUCCAUUACUUACCAAGGAGGGAUGGAAGAAACCUAAUGUGAAUUCCAAAUCUAUAAAAGAAAUAUUUCAAAGUAUCCCCAAAGUGAACAUGUAUCUAGUGUAUCUAAUUGCUACUCAUUAAUAAUCAAUUUUAAAUGUGUAUCAGGAUUUGGUUAAGUCUUGCCUGACAGAAAAUAUAGACAAACCUAUCAGCUUAUUCCUCCUCUACCAGGAAAUUGGUAUUGCCAAUUCUCAUUUGAGUAUUUAUUCCCUUAAAUCAAGUUUGUCAGUGGCAAAAUACAGUAUGUCACAGAGUCAUGCACAUUCAAGAAAGGAAAUAUAACAAGCUUUUUUUAUGGGCAAUCCCUUAUUUAUAAACUACCUCGGCAAAAGCAUAUAUUAACAGGGAUCAUUGCUAAUGAAUUAUUUCCACUUAGAUUUCAAAUACCGAACUUUAAACCCAAACUCCAAUUCAUAAUAUUGCUUCCUCCUCCUCAAUGCGCAAGAUAAUGUGAAACUAAAACACAGAAAUUACAAGAAUGUUCAGAAAUCCUGUAUAUUUAUUAGUCCCACCUAAUAAAACAUCCAAAUCAUGAGAGACAUCUAUUUAGAUCUCGGACAAACAACCUUGUAAGAUCUUAUGGAGGUGGGGAGAAACUGACCAUCAUACAAAAAUAAGGAAGAAGGAAAUCUGAAUUCUGGUUUCAGAUAGUUGUUCUGUUUUCAGUGCACAUCCUCAAAUCCACCGCAUGAGGUUAACAAUAUAAGCUUUUAACCACUUAAUUACUUUGCUUAUUUUUAAAAAUUUAUUGGCAAAACUGGGGAUUUUGUUUGUUUGUAACUUUGGUUAUCUAUAUCUAAACACUAGCUGAGACGUAUUUUUUUUAAAUCCUUACCUGAGGAUAU